Messenger RNA from Sorghum bicolor (sorghum), 1425 nucleotides. Its product is annotated as trimethylguanosine synthase. The coding region runs from base 68 to 967 and encodes 299 amino acids. Gene Ontology annotation, molecular function: RNA cap trimethylguanosine synthase activity. The record is from RefSeq and is a predicted model, not a curated record. The transcript has 5 exons. Lineage: Eukaryota; Viridiplantae; Streptophyta; Magnoliopsida; Poales; Poaceae. Gene Ontology annotation, cellular component: nucleus. Gene Ontology annotation, biological process: 7-methylguanosine cap hypermethylation; 7-methylguanosine RNA capping.
AUUCGUUUCUGAAGCAUCGAGGGCCCGCGGUCCCGCCAGCAGACCAGCGGUCACAAAACAACAGGGCAUGGCGAAAAGAAGCGCCGCCGCCGCCGCGCCAGAGUUCCGGAGCCGGCGCGGCGCCCGCGCCCACGCCGUCCGGCUUCUCCAGAGGAUCCAUCACCGCUUCCUCCGCCUUCUCGGCGCCACCGCACCCAAAACCGGCCGCCGCACGGCCAAGUCUGCCCGCAAGGUCGCGAGACCGAGGGAGCCCAAGAGCCUCAGGGCGGCGGAUGAAAAGCAGGAGCAGGACGUCGAGGCACGGAGCCCCGAUGCCGCCGCCACCGACGCUUCAGCUUCCGCUUCCGAGGCGGCCGUGGCGGGCAAGUACUGGGCGCACCGGUACAGCCUCUUCAACCUCUAUGACCGCGGCGUGCGCAUGGACGCCGAGGGCUGGUACUCCGCGACCCCGGAGUCCAUCGCGGCGUCGCAGGCCUCCCGUGCCGCCCCCGGCGACCUCGUCGUCGACGCCUUCGCCGGAUGUGGCGGCAACUCCAUCCAAUUCGCCGCCAGGGGCUGCUACGUGGUCGCCGUGGAGAUCGACCCGCGGAAGGUGGAGCUGGCGGCGCACAACGCGAGGGUGUACGGCGUCGAGGACAGGAUCGAGUUCAUUGUCGGUGACUUCUUCCGCUUGGCGCCUUUGCUCAAGGCUGAUUUGGUGUUCCUUUCACCACCCUGGGGAGGACCAUCAUACAUUCAAGCUCCAGUUUACACCCUUGAUAUGCUGAAGCCAAAAGACGGGUAUGAGACAUUUCAAGCAGCUCAGAAAAUAGCUCCUAACGUCAUGAUGUUCUUGCCACGGACCGUGGACGUGACUCAAGUGGAGGAACUUUCCUGGUUGUCUUGCCCUCCCUUAGAUUUUGAGAGUGAAGAGAACUACGUGCAGCACAGAUUCAAAGGAAUCACUGCCUAUUUUGGAAGACGAUGAGAUCACUGAGCCCAUUGUCAAAAUUGGGAUGAGCACAGAAGUUUUUCGGGGUUCAUGCUGAAAUCAAAAUCUACGUCAAUAAAAUUGCUCCAAAAUUUGUGUGAAAUCCUCAUAUGCCAGAAGCAGAAGGGGACUUAAAAGAUGAGUAUAUAUGGUAAUCUGAAUCAAAGCUUUAGCUUCUCUGUUGGGAGUCAUGUUCCCCGCAAAAUCAUCUGUAGAGACUCAGGAAGGAGGAUACUCAUUAGAUAUCUAAAUUGAGCUGGGAAUUAAAAUGCAGUCCCUGCUCAAAGGAUGCUGUCACACCAUUGUGUCAGGUAACAUCAGCUCCUAUCUUUCUUUCAGGCACCUGUUAAGUGGCCUGUCUGUUUGCCUAAUAAGAUCCCCAAAGUUGCUAUUGUUAUACGUGAUGAUGAGUAACUUUUGAGAAAGAAAGGAUAACUCUAUAAUGAUUGAUACAA